AUGGGAUUGCACAAAAACUACUUCAAAGUCGGACAAAAUGCUAGCAAUCAGCUGUUCGGUCUGCCGCCCAGCCAGGGCGGUCCGACGCCGCUAUCGAUGCUCAUUUCUCAGGGAGCGAAGUUCAACAACAAUCGUAUCGCGGUGAUUGUCUUUGGAAUUGUCACACUCAUUGCCGGCGUUGUACUAUCUUCCGUUCCAUGGCUGAACAUUUUCAUCAUGAAGAAUCUGAGACUCUGGAACGGUACGAUAAGUUUUCAUUACUGGCAGCGUCCGGGCGUCACUAGGCUUACUAAGGUGUACAUUUUUAACGUUACAAAUCCGGAGGGAUUCCUUGCCGGUGAAAAGCCAAAAUUAGUUGAAGUAGGACCGUUCGUGUACAGGGAAGAUAUGGAGAAAGUGAACAUCAAGUUUCACGAUAACCACACCGUUACGUACCAGCACAAGAAGAUUCUGCAGUUUGUUCCUGAGCUUAGCGUAGACAAGAACCUCCGAAUUACGACACCAAAUAUUCCACUGCUGACUAUCUCGACCCAAAGCAAGUACAUCUCGUUUAUAGUCUCGAAAAUGAUCUCCGUCGUACUAACGGCGACCAAAUACAAACCGUUCAUUUCACUGACGGCAGACGAGCUGGUAUUUGGUUACGACGAUACGCUCGUCAGUCUGGCCCAUCGAUACUACCCCCGAAACCGACGGCCCAUGGAAAAGAUGGGCCUGCUAAAUGGGCGAAACGGUACGCUCACCGAGUACGCGACGAUGCACACCGGACACACGGGCAUGGAGAAGUUCGGCUACUUCGACAAGCUGAACGGCCUGGACCAUCUGCCGCACUGGGACGGCGAACCGUGCCGGAGCAUCGAGGCGUCGGAGGGAAGCUUCUUUCCACCGCGCGACAUCACCGGCAAGGACACAGUGUACAUUUACGAUAAGGAUCUCUGCCGGACGUUGCCACUGGUCUACCGGGAGCCGGUCGAGAAGGAUGGCAUAGCGGCCGAUCUGUACACACUUGCGGAGGAUUCCUACGGGCCACCGAACGAAAACAACAGCUGCUUUGAUCACUCGGAUUAUAAGAAGUACCACGGGUUGCAGAACAUCAGUCCUUGUCAAUAUGGCGCACCUGUCUACAUCUCGAACCCGCACUUCUUCCAGUCCGAUCCCAAACUGCUGGACGCCGUGGAAGGACUGGAACCGAACGAGGAGAAGCACAAAACGUAUUUCAAAAUUCAACCCAAACUGGGCGUCCCGCUGGAGGGUCAGGUACGAGUGCAGCUCAAUAUUCUAGUCGAGAAAGCACCGAACGUGUUGGCAACCAAAGACUUUCGUGAUUUCGUAUUUCCCAUCAUGUGGCUCGAGGAGGGUGUCAGUGAGCUAACGCCUCCCAUCAGACGCUGGAUUUACCUGGCAACGGUGUUUGCCCCGACGGCGCUCCCCAUCCUGUCCUACGGCAUGAUACUGACCGGAGCCUUCGCCAUGAUAUACGUCUUCGUGCGGGCGUACAAGAACUUCGUCUUCACCGAAGAUCCGACGACGGAGCUGAUCGACAUGGGUCGACGAUCGCUGCGACGUGGUAGCCAUCUGAUCCACAAUGGUCAGCAGCGGAUACUGCACCGGGACAGCUACAUCCUACUGAAGGCAAACGGUACGGUGGCGACGGUUUCCGACGAGGUGGACGAUACCGGCUCCAGUGCGGUUGCCGCCGACGCCCACGCGAUCAACAACAACCACCUGCUGCACAACCACAACCUGCUGCAAAGUCAUCAUCAUCUGUACAUUCAACCGAAGGACCAAAGUCUAUUGACGGAGGUGGAUUCGCCCGCCUAG
Messenger RNA from Anopheles coustani, 1818 nucleotides. It is a transcript of the gene dsb, whose product is annotated as scavenger receptor class B member 1. Gene Ontology annotation, molecular function: scavenger receptor activity. Lineage: Eukaryota; Metazoa; Arthropoda; Insecta; Diptera; Culicidae. Gene Ontology annotation, cellular component: membrane; cytoplasm. The coding region runs from base 1 to 1818 and encodes 605 amino acids. The transcript is spliced from 10 exons. The record is from RefSeq and is a predicted model, not a curated record.